AUGGACGCACGUCGUGGACAAGGUCGUGGUAGAUCGCCGACGCGAGGUAGAGGGCACCUUGUUCCUACUCUGAGGUACCGACGACAGUUACGUCAGGAACGCAGUCAUGAUGGUAGGACCGCUACGGCGCAGGCGUCACAUUCAGGUACGCCGGGGGCAGGGGAUAGUUCUGGCGCUGCAUUGCUUAAAGAUUUUAUGGCCCUACGUCCACUAGAGUUUAGUGGAGGCGCCGAAGCAACAAAGGUUGAGGACUGGCUAUUGGCAGUGGAGAAGCAUUUGCGAUUUAUAGGCUGUGUGGAGGCCCAGAGAAAGGUGUUCGAGUUUAUUGACUUGCAACAGGGGAGCAAGACAGUCACACAGUACAAGACCGAGUUCGUGGUGUUAUCUCGUUAUGCUCCAAAGUUAGUGACCCCUGAGUCUCGCAGAGUCAGCAAGUUUCAGAAGGGAUUGCGACCAGAGAUUCUCCACGCCAUGGCUAGUAUCAAGGCACCCGACUUUCCUACGGCUGUUCAGCUGGCCCACGCAGUGGAGCGGGACCGAUUGGAGGCUCGAUUAGAUCAGUUAGUCAUAAAGGGCGCAGGGAGCAACAAUAAGAAGAGAAAGUGGGAUGCGGGCAGUAAGAGUUCAGGGCUUCCACCGUGCCGACAAUGCGGGCAGAGACACCAGGGACAGUGCCGAGAUGUACGUCGGGACAUGUGUUAUCGCUGUGGUCAGCCGGGACAUUUGAAGAAGGACUGUCCACAGGGGCCUAGACCGGCUACACCGGCCUCACCAGCUACACCGGCCACAGGGUGGGAUAUCAUUUAUUUUCGCUAUGGACAGAGGGGCCAUCGAGCGAACGUGUGUACCCAUCCAGCACAGAUUGGAGGGCUACGGACUGGAGGAGUAGGGCCCAGACUAGCUCAGAGACAGUCUACACCUAGGGCGCAGGGUCUAGGAGCACCAUUACCUCUACUAGUAGUAUAG
Molecule: messenger RNA, 966 nt
Organism: Diospyros lotus (date-plum)
Lineage: Eukaryota; Viridiplantae; Streptophyta; Magnoliopsida; Ericales; Ebenaceae
Exons: 3
Coding region: 1-966 (321 amino acids)
Molecular function (GO): zinc ion binding; nucleic acid binding
Source: RefSeq, a predicted model, not a curated record